This is a messenger RNA of Dioscorea cayenensis subsp. rotundata (Guinea yam), 701 nucleotides long. RefSeq names its product heterogeneous nuclear ribonucleoprotein A1-like. Bases 45 to 404 code for a protein of 119 amino acids. The transcript has 2 exons. NCBI's taxonomy places the organism in Eukaryota, Viridiplantae, Streptophyta, Magnoliopsida, Dioscoreales, Dioscoreaceae. The record is from RefSeq and is a predicted model, not a curated record.
UGUUAAAUACCCUUUUUCUUUCAUUGUUAACUUUGGUAAUCUUCAUGGCUUCUUCCAAGGCUCUUGUUCUAACUGUGCUCUUAACAAUCAUUCUUGUUUUCUCUCUGAAAGUAAACGCAUCAAGGAAGCUAAACGAGCAAACUCAUAAUAAGGUUAGCAAAGGACCGGAAAAUGAAGAGAAAUUGACUGCUGGAAUUGGAUUUAUUAUCAGUGACAAUAAUAAUAACGGCGGUAAUACUUUCGGAGGGAAUCUGCCCGGCAAUGGAUACCCUGGCAUGGGAUACAAUGGAGGCCGUUCGGGUCGUCCAUUCUUCGGCAGUGGCCCUGGAUAUAUUGGUGGCGGUCGCCCUGGAUAUUUUGGUGGCUUCCCUGGAAAUGGCCGUGGCUAUAUUGGCAACCCUUAAACAAUUAAUAAACUAUUAAAAUAACGUUAAUUAUAUAUAUGUAUUUGAGAUGUGUGCGUGUGUUUUUAAUAAUUAAGAAUAAGAAGCAUUUGAAGGAUGUUUGAAAACACUGAUUAAUAAUGUAUGAGGUUACAUGUGUGUUUUUUGUAUGUAUGUGUUGCAUGAGUUGAGUGUCUUGGUUUAGUUAGUUUUUGUUAUAUGUGGUGCGUAAGAAAGAGAAGUACUGGACUUCCUUUCUACUUGUACGCCUUGUGCUAUUGUUCCUAUAUAUUAUUAUUACUCUUGAAUAAAAUUAUU